Molecule: messenger RNA, 3571 nt
Organism: Alligator sinensis (Chinese alligator)
Lineage: Eukaryota; Metazoa; Chordata; Crocodylia; Alligatoridae
Gene: IL13RA2
Product: interleukin 13 receptor subunit alpha 2
Exons: 11
Coding region: 409-1554 (381 amino acids)
Biological process (GO): cytokine-mediated signaling pathway
Cellular component (GO): external side of plasma membrane
Molecular function (GO): cytokine receptor activity; protein binding
Source: RefSeq, a predicted model, not a curated record
GCUAAGCCUGAUGGUUGAAAAAUCCUUGUGCUGUGACUUAGAGUGGUCCCAAGGGGAAGUGAUUGAUUAUAAAACACAUGGACUGUAGGAAACUCUCCAGCGCUAAAAAAACCCAACACACUGGCUGAUCUGAGCCGGCACAUGACUGCCGGCUGAAGGGAGGCAGCACUCCUGUGUGGGGCAUGCACUAAGGCACAUGACAGUCCCCCAGGUGCUGUGGAAGGACAUCACAGAUCCGGGGCUGAGCGGCGUGGGCGACGGGGGUACAGCAAGUGGGAAACCAGGAAGGACGGACAGCGCUGGGAGCAGCAAAGCGGCCAAGACCCAAGAGCGGCACAGGGGUUGUCACACAAGCUAAUCCAGCCUACUGCUCCUCCGGCCAAAUACACCGUCCCCGAGGACCGUCGCAUGGAAAUGGGUGUCUGGUGGAUCGUCGUGGUCUCCCCUCUCCUGCUUUGGUGCUGCGAGGGAUCCUCAGCUCACCAGCUUUCAGUCGACCCCCCACAAGAUCUUCAGAUAGUCGACCCUGGACUCCUAGGCCAUCUCUACAUGCAGUGGAAGCCCCCGCUUUCCCUGGAGGCCUCCCACCAAUGUCCUUUAACGUACAAGCUAAAAUACCGCAGCGCCGGCGAUACGGACUGGAAGGUUAUCUUUACUAAGAAAUUAAAAUAUGGAGACAGUUUUGACCUCAACCGGCCGGUGGAAGCAAAGGUGCAGACGCUGCUGGAAGGACCCUGUGCCAAUGGAUCGGAGGUGCAAAGCGAAUGGACUCAUGCCAGCUUCCAGCUUCCUUCGCAAGGCGCGCUGGAGUCGCGGAUCCAGGACUUCCGCUGUGUCUACUACAACUGGGAGCAUCUUCGCUGCACCUGGCAGGCGGGCCGGCAGGCGCCUCCCGGGGCCCGUUACGAGCUGUAUUAUUGGUACGCCGGGCUGGGCGACCCGGUGCAGUGCGCCGACUACAUCUGGACGCGGGGCAAGACCACGGGCUGCCAGCUGCCGAACCUGAGGCAGGCGGAGUACCUGGACAUCAACGUCUGCGUGAACGGGUCGGCGGAGCCCGCGCGGCUGCAACCCUCCUACUUCAUCCUCCAAAUUAAGAACCUAGUAAAACCUCCUCCUCCUGAACGGCUGGCGCUUUCCAUGUCUGCUUCCAAGGAAAUCCACGUGCAAUGGAGCUCUCCGGAAGGAGGAACCCCCCCCGAGUGCCUGGAGUACGAGGUGCAGCUCCAGGGCUCGGACGGCCACGCGGACGCCGCCUGGUCGUCUGCGUCCACCCAACUGGAGACUGCCUUUGUCUUCUCCCAGGCCAAUGGGACUCGCUUGUCCUGCGUCCGCGUCCGCGGGAGAACAAACACCUUCUGUGCCGACCAGGGCUUUUGGAGCGACUGGACGCAGGAGUGCUUUUAUGUGCCCAGGGAAGACGAAAAGCAGCUAUUCAUCCUCGUGGCGGUCGUCUUGAGCUUCUUCAGUGUCGUCCUGGUGAUCGUCUUUGCUGUGCACCGCAAGAAGAGAGCGCUAGCAGCAGAAAAACUGCAGCUGCCAACGGGAUGCUAACGGCGCCGGCAGGACCCCAGCGCAGCUCGUGGGAUGGACGGCUCGGAGAACCUCAGCCCAGAAGCAGACCUGAACUUUGUAAGUCCUUCGGAGGGCUUUUCUACUUUCUUCCCUUUACGAUGCUGUCGUGGCAUGAAAACGCGUGAGUCCCAGGAGCAGGUCGGAGGAGAGGAGCCUCUAAACUGACAUUGGAGUCAUUUCUUUUUAAUAACGUGGCGAGGGUGGAAAAGCAGCCAGGAAAGGAGACGGGGAAUGCCGCCAGCGGUUGUGCUUCGUGUUUUAUAAGUCUGUGCGGAAACGUGGGUCGCGCAGUGGAGAUGGAGGAUGCAAAUUUCGAGUCUGGAGGCUGUUGUGUGAAAUGCUGCCGUGUCUCGAUGCAACUGCCCGCUGUACAGCACGCUCCCCGAUAGCUCCUCCGCCCUGUUCCCUGCGCACCUGGUCUGCUCAUAGCUUGCGUUGAAGCUCGGUGUUCACAACCCAUUGCCCCGUGCCAUCUGCUGCACCCCAGCUGUUUGCCACGGUGGAUUGAGAGGUCUGGUGCAAUUGGUUGUGACGCUGACCCGCCGGUUCGUGAGCCAAAUGGGUCCGGGCCUCCACUGCCAAAGGUCAGCAAGGGAGGAAGACCGGGCGCUGGACCUGGAAAGCAAGGCUCCUAGAGCAGAAGGGCUCUCCGCCCAAAGAAGCAUCCCGCCGAUGAAAUGCGUGACCUGCUACGUGGAGUAGACACGCCGUAAGCAUGAUGCUCCGGUCAUAUCCGUCACCAAAGCUGGGGUGAGUUCUGCAGAAAUACAUCCACUGCCUAACUGCACCCCCCACAAAUGAGUAUCCUGGGGCAGGGUCUUUGCUGUCUGGUGAACGCAUCUUCGGGGCCUGGUGUUCGCAUCACGGUGGGGAUUUUCACCGAGGAGGGGAAAGCGGAUCUGGUUGGUGGUGAGCUGAAAUGCACGGUGCUGUGCUAAUCCAGCCAGAAAAGGACCUUUCACACCUCUUUGGAGGGCCAUCGAGACAUCCCAGGGCUGCCCAGGCUCCAAGCAAAAAGCGAUUUGGGGAACGAAUGAAUACGGAGCGAGGCAAAAGCUCGCAGGCGGUGCACAGGCUGGACAAGGAGGAUGCCGUGGUAUUUGCUGAUCGAGCUUUAAACCUGAGCCAGGACUGUGCCGGUGACUCGCUUCCUCGACUGGGUGGUGAAAGGGUUGGUGGCCAGAGCCGGAAGGAAGGGUAGGGCUAAAGUCUGGCACAUAAUUGCUUUUUAAAUCAGUCAAUAAGGCUUAUUAGCUGACAGCGGAGGGACUGGCUGUGCAGGGUUGAGUCCUGCGACAAAGGAGGUGAAAGCAGACGUGGCGCCAGGGGUAGGAUGGGAAACCAAUCCCAGAGACGCCGUGUCCUGUACUGCGGAGGCUGUUUGGCUUCGGGACAGCUCUUAAACAUGCCGGCAGACCGCGCCGUGUCAGAGGAAUGACUGCUCCAAAGUAAACACGCUAUUUCCUUUCUUACUCGGCUCGUCGCAUGUGAAACAGGUGAGCGUGCUAACGACGGGCUGGAGCCAGCCAGCCAGCAUGCAUGCCCAGGCACGAGGAGCUGUGCACGCGCAUGGGGGGUGUACAGACAACUGGCAGGUGGGACGCUGCCACUUUGCACGUGGCCAUUAGAGACGCGUUGCUUGUCGUUUGGGUGCUUAGACGGUCAACACGCUACUGCUAUGGACAGACUGGGGCUAGACCCCGACCGGGCCGAGCGCUGCAAGAAGUUGCAGAUGUGCCCUGCACGUCACUGGCAGGCUAGCUCGUUAGCAUUGUGUUCCCCCAGGGCUAAUGAGUCCUGCUCGAGUGAGGUACAUCAGCCUUUGCGGGCUGGCGACUGGCGACACGUUCUGCACAGCCCAGGCUACGCAGGCGUGCCAAGGGCAAAGGUGCUGGCACUGGCUCUGGAUUUAACACGCUUCCAGGGCACGUGCACAGCCGUGCAAUUGUUUCCAUUCCUUUCCAUUCAUUUACCUAAGAGAAAACACCAAGAAAUC